AUGGGAAGAUCCCUGACCGCGACACUUCCGCUGAUUCCUCUCCCUCGCGGAACUGUCUUAUUACCCGGUCUUGCCUACCGCAUCACCGUCAACUCCAGCCGGCCCGACAUCCCGGCCCUCCUCGCCCACGUCUACGAACUUGCCGCAUCAAAGGGCCCGGAUGGCCGCAUCGACACAAUCCCGAUAGCAUGUGUCCCGGUGUCGUCCCCGCUGGUCGGCCCGGACGGCCAGCUGCUCAUUACCAAUGGCGAAGACAUUGAUAAUACCCGAAUCGAUUCCGUCAAUCCGGGCACUGCGAAAAAGGAUGACUUGUUCGGCUUCGGAGUCGCGGCCAAGAUUGUGGGCAUUGACGGCCGCGGGUCGGGCGAGUUCGCUCUGCGUGUUGAGGGCUCGAGCAGAGUUAGAGUAGACGGCAUCACUCGCGAGCGUCCCUUUUUUGAAGCUAAAGUCACAUAUUAUGAAGACGAAAUCGACGUCACCGACAAGCAGCUGCAAGACUUAUUCAGCCUGCUCAAGCUACGCUCAAGAGAGCUCGUCACAAUUCUUCGCAUAUCGUCGUUACUUCCUCGCGCAAACGGCCCAUCCCUCUCCCCCGCAGUCACAAAACGGUUGGAGAUGCUCAUCAUUAGAAGAGAAUUGAAAGAGGCUGGUAUGCUGGCUGAUUUCAUGGCCAACCUCUUGGAUGCCACACACGAGGAAAAGCUUGGUAUUCUAGCGGCUCUGGACGCCAAAGUCAGGCUCACAAAGGUUAUUGAGCUUCUGGAGCGACAAGUUGGUGGUAUCAAGAACAACUUUAAGAUUACUACGUUCACAACGGUCCCCGUUCAAAUCAUUGACCGCUUGAAUGAGAACCCCUCUAAAAGACAGAAUACAAUGCCACCGAUGGCAGGCAUGGGAUUUCUGCCACCUCCAGGGGGCAAUGACCAAAACGAAGACCAAGAGGCGUCUGAGCUUGACGAACUAAAGAAGAAGCUUCAGGCUUCAAAACUUCCGCAGGAUGCUGCCAAGGCUGUGGAUAGGGAGCUUCGACGGCUGCAGAGAAUGCCCCCCAUGAAUCAGGAGUACCAAGUAACAAGGAACUGGCUGGAGACGGUAUCUGAAAUCCCAUGGACAGCAGCUACAGAUGACCGGCUAGGGCCUGACACCCUGACCAAAGCCCGAAAACAACUUGAUCUCGACCACUACGGCCUGGACAAGGUAAAGAAGAGGCUCAUCGAGUAUUUGGCUGUGCUCAAGUCAAAGCGCACAGUCGACAAGUCGCCAAUCAUGUUGCUGAUCGGACCUCCUGGCGUAGGAAAGACAAGCCUGGCCAAGUCGGUUGCGACUGCUCUGGGCCGCAAGUUCCACCGCAUCUCCCUAGGCGGCGUUCGAGACGAGGCAGAAAUCCGCGGGCAUAGGAGAACGUACGUGGCGGCCAUGCCAGGGCUCAUCGUACAGGGCUUGAGGAAGGUCGGUGUGGCGAAUCCUGUCUUCCUCCUUGACGAGAUUGACAAGAUUGGCUCGGCAAGCGUACACGGUGACCCCUCAGCUGCCAUGCUCGAGGUUCUAGACCCAGAGCAAAACCACAACUUCCAGGAUCACUACGUUGGCAUGCCGGUUGACCUGUCCAAGAUUCUCUUCAUCGCUACCGCCAACAGCCUCGACACCAUCCCUGGCCCUCUGUUGGACCGCAUGGAGAUGAUCUAUCUUCCUGGCUACACCACGCUUGAGAAGCGCCACAUUGCCAUCCAGCAUCUGAUUCCAAAGCAGCUCAGGGCUAACGGAUUGGCUGAUGACCAAGUUGAGUUCAGCCAGGAGGUGGUAUCUAAAAUUAUUGAGUCGUACACCCGUGAGUCAGGGGUUCGCAAUCUGGAACGAGAGAUUGGCUCUGUAUGUCGUGCCAAGGCAGUUGAAUACGCCGAGGCGAGAGACAACAGCGCCCUAGAGACAUACCGGCGACAGCUCACCCUUGAUGAUAUUGAGCACAUUCUGGGCAUCGAGAAGUAUGAGGAAGAAAUUGCCGAGAAGACAAGCCGUCCAGGUAUCGUGACGGGACUCGUGGCCUACAGUACCGGCGGCAAUGGCAGCAUCCUCUUCAUCGAGGUUGCAGACAUGCCCGGUAAUGGACGGGUGCAGCUUACGGGCAAACUGGGCGAUGUUCUCAAAGAAAGCGUCGAGGUUGCCCUCACAUGGGUCAAGGCUCAUGCCUUUGAGCUGGGCCUCACCCCGGAGCCGCACGUCGACAUCAUGAAGGAUCGCAGCAUUCAUGUUCACUGCCCCUCAGGAGCAAUUCCCAAAGACGGGCCCAGCAGCGGCAUCGGCCAGGCCAUUGCCCUCAUCUCACUAUUCUCUGGCAAGCCAGUGCCUCCCACAAUGGCCAUGACGGGUGAGAUAUCCCUCCGCGGCCGGGUCACCGCUGUCGGAGGUAUCAAGGAAAAACUCAUCGGUGCCCUCCGAGCGGGGGUUAAGACAGUGCUACUUCCAGCGCAAAACCGCAAAGAUGUCAAGGAUCUCCCCCAAGAAGUCAAGGAUGGCUUGGAAAUCUUGCAUGUUGGCCACAUUUGGGAUGCGAUCCGACUGGUCUGGCCCGAUUCCCACUGGGCCGAGGACCAUCAAUUUGCCGGCAUUGAAAGCCGUCUGUAA
Messenger RNA from Trichoderma breve, 2622 nucleotides. Its product is annotated as ATP-dependent protease la (LON) substrate-binding domain-containing protein. The record is from RefSeq and is a predicted model, not a curated record. The coding region runs from base 1 to 2622 and encodes 873 amino acids. The transcript is spliced from 5 exons. Gene Ontology annotation, biological process: protein catabolic process; protein processing; protein quality control for misfolded or incompletely synthesized proteins. Gene Ontology annotation, molecular function: serine-type endopeptidase activity; ATP hydrolysis activity; ATP-dependent peptidase activity. NCBI's taxonomy places the organism in Eukaryota, Fungi, Ascomycota, Sordariomycetes, Hypocreales, Hypocreaceae. Gene Ontology annotation, cellular component: peroxisomal matrix.